CUGGAUUCAAAAUGGCGGAUGAAAAGAAAGAUGGCGCGAAGAAUCCUAGCUACUGCUACAGUACAGCUGUUUCAGAUGCUGUUCUAGCUGCAACAUGUGUUUAUGGUCUGGGAAGCAUGGCACAUGCGCACUGGUUAAACUUCCGGAAGUUCUUCCUGUUUGGAUAUAUUUGGUUUGGUUUUUGCUUGUUUGCUUCCUGCCUUGGAGUCCUUCGCUUCGGGCAAAAGAAUCUAUCUGUAAGUGUGAAGAAUGCUCAUGUUUUAAUCUCCUGGGUAGCUGGAGCUGUAGGACUACCGAACCUUCUUGCUCAGUUCUAUACAUACACAUUUAAUAAGCCUGAGAUAGGAAACCUUCAUCUGAUGACCUGUGGUAUUCCUAUCCUAGCUUACUUCUCUAGGAGGUCCUGGAUACAGGAGUUGGCUGGGAAAGCUGUUGCUGUUGUAAGUGUAAUAUCCCUUGGUCUAGGAGGAUACUACAACAGGAAUAUAUAUGCUGUUGCUGCUGCACUUUGCCUCAUCAUCUCAUCACCUUUAGACAGGUCAGAUAAUUUUUGCCUGACUAAAUUUCUUUUCAGACCCACUUUCAAAGAUGGCUGAAUCUGAACAUGUUAU
This is a messenger RNA of Eurytemora carolleeae, 611 nucleotides long. RefSeq lists its product as uncharacterized. The record is from RefSeq and is a predicted model, not a curated record. The transcript has 5 exons. Lineage: Eukaryota; Metazoa; Arthropoda; Copepoda; Calanoida; Temoridae. Bases 12 to 596 code for a protein of 194 amino acids.